AUAUUUAUCUAUUGAUUACGAUUCUCUUAUCGCGGAUAAUUGUCGAAUUUUUAUCAUUAGUGGUUUGUGCAGCCAACAUGGCGGUUACGAGACGUGUAUACAUUUUUGGGGCAUUCCUACUCAGUGUACUGUCAGUGUUAUUAACAGUCGUAGCUAUUUCCAGUGAUAGUUGGGUUGUGUCAACAGCAACGGCAGAAAUACAAUCAAGGGACAGUAUGAUUCGCUAUGGACUGUUCACGGGAGAGCUCACUCUAAACACACUUGUCACGCCAAUGUCGAACGCUUUGUUCAUGACCUGCCUAUCCGACUUCAACGCUUGUGCGUUAAGCUGUAAAACAGAGGAGAACGCGAGGAUUAUAGAAGUGGAAGCAUUGGCUCAAGGAUUUAGACCCACACCGGCCUGCACAGCUGUUACGGAAGUGGACCAAAACGAUCCUUUGUAUCCGCCGCCAGUUUUGUCCUAUGCUGUCUACAUUGCGGUCAUUGUGGUAUUGUUCGUUCAGCUCGCUUUCGGCUUAGUGGCUGCCUCUCUGGCCAUUUUGAACGCAACGAAGAACCCCACCGAACCGAUCUUCGGGUUACCAGGGUGUCUUUGGGCAAAUGUCUUAACUGCACUACUUGGCUCGAUUGUUUUGCUGAUCUUCGGCAUAUACUGGCUGGUGUCAGGCUUGAAGGACCAUCUGGCCAUAUCGUAUAUAGCGCUGGGUCUUUUCGUCCCAGGUCCAAGCUUAGGAUACUCUUAUUGGAUCCUGAUAACUUCAGUAUUGUGCAAUCUGAUAAACGUUUGUCUGAUACGUCUAAGAUCGUACCUGUUAGAAAGAGAUCCGCCACCGCCAACCAUUAAAGUCGACAAUCAUUCCGACGGCACUAUAUUUCUAUAUUAAUAUUAUCUACCUUACUCAUAAAUUUAUCAUUAAGAACUCUCCAAUAAAGAAAUUUAGGAGAUGGGUGGACGAUAUUAAGACAGUUGCGGGAAGCACAUGGACCAGAACAGCUGAAAAUAGAAGCUCAUGGAGGCAGUUGGAGGAGGCCUAUGUCUAUAAUAGACAAACAGACAGAAACUAAUAAUAAUUUAGGUACAAAAAAAUCUUCCAUAAAAAUUAAAGUAAUAUUAAUACCACUACUUAAAGCAAUUAUAAAAAAAAAAAAUAAUAAAAUGAAAUAAUAAUUGUAUAUGUAAAAAAAAUAUGUAUUUGUCUGAAUAAAGGCUUUAUUAUUAUUAUUAUUAAUUAAGAAAAAAGUUAUGACCAAGCUAAAUUUUGUUUUGUCUGCCAUUAUAAUAAACUAAUUCCGAUGUGGUUGUUUCCCUAAAGACGUUUUAACUGUGUAAGCAAUUAAUGUGAACAAGUAAGUAAGCUGAUCACGUUCCAUUGUGACUAUCACUAAUUGUAUGAAGAAUUGCUAGUGGGUUUGCCAAGAAUUUUCUUUCAGACGACGAAAAAGAAUUGUGUCGAAAUCGAUCGAGCCGUCCUCAAAAGAUACUACGCUAUACAUGUGGCGAUUGAUUUUUUUAUAUGGAUUUUUGAAAUGACACAUUUUUUGAAAUAAUUAUGUGCAAUUUGUAAAGAAGGUUACAGUACUCGGCAAUAAAUAUUGCAAAUCGAUCUACAGAAAGAGAGAACCGGCUAAUUUCAGCUUCAUACUGUUAUCUCUAUCGCACAUUAGCUGUGUGACGUUUAUUAUUAUUAUUUUUUAUUUUUAUUGCCCUUGUAUACAGACGAGCAUACGGCCCACCUGAUGGUGAGUGGCUACCGUCGCCCAUGGACUACAGCAAUGCCAGGGGCAGAGCCAAGCCGCUGCCUACCGCUAAAACAUUACCGCUACGCUUUUUAAUACACUGAGAUAGUGCUUCUUAUUUCUAGCCUCCAUAAUUGUAUGAUAGGUACCGCCACAAGGUUAAUAUAGAACUUCAAGCUUCAAGAAAAAUACUUUAAAGAUUACAACAUAUUAUUAUCAUCAUUAUCUUGCUUUUCUCCCAGUUACUUGGGGUCGACGCAACAUGUUUUCUCCUUUCAUAUUCUUCUAUCAUAUACCAUUUCUUCGCUCACUCCCCUCUUACCCAUAUCGUCUUUUACGCAAUCCAUCCAUUUCUUCUUAGGUCUACCUCUUCCUCUAUAUCAUUCCACAUUCAUGGUUAACAUUUUCUUACCAACCUCAUUUUCAUUUCGUCUCAUGACAUGUUCAUACCAUCCCAAACGCACACUUCUCAGCUUCACUGUCACAGGUGCCACUUUCAGACUUCCUCUAACAUAUUCGUUCCGUAUUCUAUCCAUUCUCGUUACUCCAUACAUCCAUCGCAACAUUCGCAUCUCUGCUGCAUGCAAUCGCCUUUCAUCAGCCACUUUAGCGGUCCAACAAGCCGAUCCAUACAAAGAUUUUUUAAGAUAACUUAAAGAUUACAUAUGUAUAAAAUAAUCCGUGUACAAGCGAGUUUAGUUAAGAAUAGAUGCGUGCUUAUUAUUAAGAUGUCGAGAUUUAUCCCCGUCAUUUUAUAUGUUGUUACACUCGCGAAAUAAGUAAAAGUAUAAGCUCUUUUUUUUUGUUUACGCAUAAGUAUACUUAUUUAAGUAAUUUUGUUGAAUUUAAUACUUGAAUUAGUUUUAAGAUAAUAUAUUAAUAAUAUCGAUACUUCUGUUAGUUUUAUAUAUGUAAAUUAGUGUUAUAGGUUUUUAAAGAAAUAUACGAGAUUUUUAUUA
Bombyx mori (domestic silkworm) is the source of this 2696-nucleotide messenger RNA. RefSeq lists its product as uncharacterized. The coding region runs from base 78 to 884 and encodes 268 amino acids. The transcript has 7 exons. Lineage: Eukaryota; Metazoa; Arthropoda; Insecta; Lepidoptera; Bombycidae. The record is from RefSeq and is a predicted model, not a curated record.